GUGUUUUGAUAUAGUCAUAGUCGUGGCUGUUGGCUGCUUCAGGUAGCAUGGCUAAGGACAAUGAUGAGGGCAGCAUCAGCCCAGGCAAAGCUGGUGCCAAAGACCCAAUGUCGGCAUUGAAAGAACGCACUGCUGCCAGUGCCGCGGAAAGGGAGCGGGCUGCCAAGGAGCGAGCAGAGCGCGUCAAGGCGGGCGUGGAGGAAGCCCGGAAAAAGAGGAAACUGGAGGAGGCCAAAAGAUUGAAAGAAGAGGCUGCGGCUGCUGCCGUGACAAAGAAAGCUAAGGGGGCAGAUGACAUCUUGGAAAGUCUUUACGGCGGCUUGCCGCCGCCUGAUCCAAAGAAGGACGAGCAGUUGGCAGUGAAGGUCAAAGAGAGGGAUACCUGGAAACAACAUCGUUUCCCACCUUUGCCGGCGGAAGAGCCAUCCAAGGUGAUUUUCCUGGAUGUUGAUGGAGUGCUUCGGCCACUCACAGCCGGUGGCUUUCGCUCCAUGAUGGUGGACGGUGAGUGGGCGCUUCGCGCUGAAACAGCAGACUUCAUUUCCGGAGCACUGCUGGCUCUUCGGCAUAUUGUUGAGACCACCGGGGCCAUCAUUGUGCUGUCGUCAGAAUGGCGGCGUGACCAGCCGAUGCGGGACGGUGUUGAUGCCAUCCUGGCAGAGUAUGAGAUGCGGCCGUGUGCCACCUGGACCCCAACCGACUUGCAAAGGGACAUGGGCACGGAGAACCCUUUCAAGGCGUUCACUGAGAGGCGUGCUCGAGAGAUCAGUCAAUGGUUGAAUACCAACCCGCAAGUCAAGCAAUGGGUCGUCAUAGAUGACAUUAACAUGGCUGAUGCAGACCUGGAGAGGGAUCCAGGGCGGAUCUCCUUGAGUGCUGACAGAUUCGAAGUGUCAGGUUUGGCUUUCAAAAAGGGCUGUCCCCAGGAAACAACUUAGACGGGUUGACAUGCUGGAUCGAACUGACAUCAGUGUUCGUUCCGCAGUGUCUUGCCAGGACAGGAAACCCGGUACUUUGCUCAUGGCUCCACGCAUCGUGCCGCAGCCAGUCGUGGCAAUACAACAAGCCCUUUCCAAAUAAGGGGGUGUCGGGGUCCUCGCAAGGGAGGGCUUGAGGAUCUGUCAGACUUUUCCGAUGGUAGCAAAACAAGAUGGUUAGGUUGUAAAUCCUUCCUGCGCCGCCUGUUCCGGCCAAGAGGUGCAGACGCAUCGCAAGAUUGGGCCGCACACUGAGCACAUUGCUCUACGGGGCAAAGCCGAGCAUCGGCAGUCGCCACUAACCUUCCUCGGUCCCCUUUCUCUCCUUUCUUUCCUCCAGCUUUUCGACCCGCUUCCAGCUCCAGGCUGACCAUGGAGCAGGCCAAGGCGGCCAUACGCCUGCUGAGGGGCGAGAAACUGCCUCCACAAGUGCUUCCCAUACAGCCUCUGGUGGAGUUGACUGGCUAAGCAGCGGAGGUAAUUAGCUGUGCGAUGCGCAGUGAGUUGGCACGGGCACAAGAACCUCGGGUGUCCCAAAGCACACUGUGCCCUGCCU
Molecule: messenger RNA, 1533 nt
Organism: Effrenium voratum
Lineage: Eukaryota; Dinophyceae; Suessiales; Symbiodiniaceae
Source: the annotation of a GenBank genome assembly